This is a messenger RNA of Megachile rotundata (alfalfa leafcutting bee), 1190 nucleotides long. Its product is annotated as E3 ISG15--protein ligase Herc6. The record is from RefSeq and is a predicted model, not a curated record. NCBI's taxonomy places the organism in Eukaryota, Metazoa, Arthropoda, Insecta, Hymenoptera, Megachilidae.
CUUGGUUAUUCUCCACCCAAUUUGUUGUGUUGUUUCUUUCGUAUCUAAGGAAACUGACGGUAUCUGCACCUUCUGGCCAAUAAUCUUUCAUGAAACAUGUCAUUUUAUUAUGCUGGCUUUAAUACUAGCAUGUUAUUCUCUAAAGAUGGAGACAUAACAUUUGCGGUAGAUUCGUUUACUGAAAUUUCUGGGAUAACCGAUUUUCAAAUUGGUUGGGGAUAUUUUCUCCUUUGGAAGGAAAAAGAGUUAUACAUCAUUAAGAGAACAGACAAAGAUUGUACAGAUUCUAAUAUAAAUAUGCAGUUAAUACAAAUACCGGGAACAAUAACAAAUAGUUGCAAACAAGCUGCAAUUGGUAAAGACAAUAUAAUAAUUUUGUCAAAUGACAAUGAGAUGUGGCAAUAUAAAAUUUAUGAUAAUUCUUGGAAGAAAGUAAUUAAUUUUAUGUCUGUUAGAAGCGAUUCAGAAAGCGAAUAUCCUGUUAAAAUAGUGCAAGAAGGAUGUACAGUAGUUUUAACUAAUCUAGGUAGAGUCUUUAAUGUUCCUACACUAGUCGAAAUGCCAAAAAGGGUUCAAUUUGUAAAUGUUGCUUGUGGAUUUGAUCACACCAUCUUGCUUGCACAAAAUGGUGAUAUUUAUUCUCUGGGAAUGGGAACACGCGGUCAACUAGGACACGGAGAUCUAGAAGACUGUGAUAGUCCUAAACUCAUUGAAGCUUUAGCCGGUAUUAAAGUUACACAUAUUUCAGCUGCAGGCUCUCAUAGCGCAGUAGUAACAGAACAGGGUGAUCUUUAUACUUGGGGAUGGAACACAAAUGGAGAAUUGGGGUUACCCAAUCAAGAAAGUAAAGUGGUAGCUGUACCCACGUUGGUAGAUUUUACCGACGAUCAAAAUAAAAAUGUAGAGACUUUCGUAAAGAAAGUGGAAUGUGGAAAUAACUUCACUAUUUGCAUGAUGGAUGACGGAACACUUUGGGGUAGCGGAUGCAAUAAAUACGGACAGUUAGGGCAACUCCGGGAGAGUCUUCUAAACACUCCUAAAUUCGUUAAACUGAAAGUGCCGUUCGAUUUAAAAAAAAUUGUAAACUUUAAGUGUCGCGAAUGGGGUACAGUAUUAAUAACGAAAUGAGAUAAUUUUUUACGAAUGAUGUGUUAUAAACGGAGAAUAAAGAGAAUAUUUUUUAAGAAGCU